UUAUCUUCUUCUUCCUCUUCAUCAUAAUCAUCAUCAUCAUCAUCCUCUUUUUCUUCUCCUAUAUGAUUUUGAAAUUCGCACAUGCAGAUGCAUUGGCGAUUUUGUCCAGCAGAUGAUUCAGGAGACACGAAAGCAGAAGGAUUGGGAGAUGUCCACACUUUACAUACAAACGCUGUCAAAUGUCUCAGCUACUCUCACCCUUCCAAGAUAUUGUUCUCAGGAGGAGAGGAUGGUCGAUAUAUUAGCUACGAUAUGGCACAUGAGAAGAAGAUCUAUGAGGAUAAAGUCGGUCGAACGCUGAAUAUCGUUCAGAAUCCCAUGGAUCAUCGGAUCAAUGCAUUAACACUAUAUAGCCAUAUGACGCAGUUGAUAUUGAUGGACGAGCGAAUUCCUGUGACUCCAGUUCUCAAGUUGGGAUAUGCAGGCUCGACAAAGACUUUCAAGAUCCCUAUUCCUUCAUGGCAUCCAGAAGGAGGGCUUUUAUCCUUUGGAGGGACUGAAGAAGGGAUCAUUAAUAUCUGGGAUGUCCGAUGGAAUAAGAUCAACUGUAUUGAGAGUCAACGACCAGGAUCAGGAGUCGUUACAGGCGAUAUCCGAUUUGAUAAUGAGACUACCUUUAGUAGCAGCAACAGUAGCAGCAACAGUAGCAGCAUCAAUAACAACAAUGGCAGCAAAACCCGAAGCGGUAGUGGAUAUAACAAUAACAACAAUGAUAAUAUUAGUACCAAUGGACAGCAGCAACAACAACAACAGCACCAGCACCCGAUCUUCCGUGAAGCAGCCAUUUUGAAAGGUCAAUCUAUUCGAAAUCGACCAGGAGGACCGACUCAGAUUUUGGAAGUAGGAGGGAAGCUAGUGAUUUGUGCAGCAUUCCAUCCAACCAAGAAUGUGCUGAUCUCUCAGACUGUAGACAACAGCAUUUCAUUCAUGUAAGCAAGCAAGAAAGCAUACAAGUGAUGGAAAGGAUUAU
Messenger RNA from Lobosporangium transversale, 970 nucleotides. RefSeq lists its product as hypothetical. The record is from RefSeq and is a predicted model, not a curated record. Bases 82 to 933 code for a protein of 283 amino acids. Gene Ontology annotation, molecular function: protein binding. The transcript is spliced from 2 exons. NCBI's taxonomy places the organism in Eukaryota, Fungi, Mortierellomycota, Mortierellomycetes, Mortierellales, Mortierellaceae.